Messenger RNA from Candoia aspera, 1328 nucleotides. It is a transcript of the gene PUDP, whose product is annotated as pseudouridine 5'-phosphatase. The coding region runs from base 83 to 787 and encodes 234 amino acids. The transcript is spliced from 4 exons. Gene Ontology annotation, molecular function: phosphatase activity. NCBI's taxonomy places the organism in Eukaryota, Metazoa, Chordata, Lepidosauria, Squamata, Candoiidae. The record is from RefSeq and is a predicted model, not a curated record.
CCUCUUGCUCUCGUGGCGCGCAUGGGCAAGAAGGGCGCCUUGCCUAAACUCUGCUCUUGGCGGAGAUCGCAGUUGCAACGCAAUGGCUACGUCGUCGUGCCUCCUGCCGCCGGUGCAGCCUGUCACUCACCUGAUCUUUGACAUGGAUGGUCUGCUUCUGGAUACUGAACAUCUUUAUACUGUUGUGUUCCAAGAAAUCUGCAGUCGCUUUGGAAAAACUUAUACCUGGGAUGUGAAAUCCUUAGCAAUGGGUAAAAAAGCAUUGGAAGGAGCAGAAAUCAUUCGAGAUGCCCUCGACCUUCCAAUAACCAAAGAAGAGCUGUUGCAUGAAAGUAAAAUUAUGCAAGAAAAAUUGUUUCCUACAGCUACGUUGAUGCCAGGAGUUGAAAAACUAAUCCACCAUCUACAUAAACAUAACAUUCCCAUAGCUGUUGCUACUAGUUCAUCUCGAGUGACAUUUGAAAUGAAAACAAGUCGACACAAAGACUUCUUUGGUUUAUUUCAUCAUAUUGUCUUGGGAGAUGACCCUGAAGUAAAGGAUGGCAAACCACAGCCUGACGUGUUUUUAGCUUGUGCAAAAAGGUUUGACCCUCCUCCAUGCCCAGAAAAGUGCCUUGUAUUUGAAGAUGCUCCCAAUGGAGUGAAGGCAUCACUGAAUGCUGGGAUGCAAGUGAUCAUGAUUCCAGACGAAAACUUGAACAAAGAUCUUACAAAAGAAGCGACUAUAGUACUGGGAUCCAUGAGUGAUUUCAAGCCAGAAUUGUUUGGCUUACCACCCUUUGAUUGAACAAUGUUUUAUUUUUUUAAUCUUUUAAAUUUAAUAAGCUUUUUAAAAAAACAUAGUCUUUUUUUUUGGUACUGUUAUAGUACUGUGUUUCAUUUUUUACAUUUCAGCUUAAUUAAGAAUUAAAAUCUUUUGCCAGAAAUGUGUUUGAAACCUAGGAUGUUGUUAGAUUACUACUUCUUUAAAACAAAUGCCAUUUCUUCAUAAAUUUUAGAGUCCAGAUUAUAUUAUUUCAAUCAGUAGUCCUCCUGAAUUUUCUCAUUACUUCUUCCUUCAUUUUUAUUUUCAGAAAAAUUCUGAAAAUAUUCAGUGUUUUAUGGCUGGAAAUCACCAGCACCCCUCAUCCAGAACUAUAUUAGAAUCACUUUGGAUGGACUUUAAUACAAGAUUCCGCUACCAAUGAUAAAUUUAUCUUUGGAUUUAGUGCAAGCUUUUUUGACCAUCUAAACAGGAAUCCUUUAGGUCUGUCUUCAACAUCUUUUACAUUUUUGUAGUUGUCUGUGUUUAGUUAAACACAUAGAUUAAAACGUUGCACAAAUUGCAA